CUAUGCUUGCUUGAGAGAAAAAAAAAGAAAAAAAAGAAAGAGAUCUAGAAAAGGAACGGCAAUAAAAAGGUUCGAUUCUAGACGAAGGGAAGAAUUGUUCGGUCUGGCUGCGUCGCCUUUUCUUCUCGGUGUGAACCACCGCCAAGUGGUCGGGAAAUUAUCUGAGGAACGCCGGUGGUGAAGUUCCGUUCGAUUGUCGCCUCGCAUCUCGCGACUUGGAGUGUCGGAGUUAGGGUUUGUCGUCAGACGGGUGAAGCGAUGAUAACCCCCGCUUUCGGGAAAUGAGCCUUGGGAUCGUUGUUGGAUUCGGGGUGCGGUAAGUCAACGGCCACGAUUUGGUCUCCUGAUGGAGGGAAGUAGCACCUCAGGCGGUCUUUCUCAGGAAUACAUCAAUGGAUUAUGAUGAAAAUGAUUUUCAAAGCCAGAACUUUGAGUUAGUUGGAGAAGACAAAUUUUCUGUGAACUUGCGGUCAUUUCUUCUUCCAAGGUUUGAUCUUGAUGAACAUCUUAGUUUUCAUGGCUUAAUUGAAGAGCAGGAUUUUGGCAUUCAAGGUCAAGAAAAUAAUUGGAUUGAUUUUCCACCUGGGAGUAGUGCCUUAGAGUUCAGUUCAAGUGCCGCUGAAUCUUGCUCGAUUGCUAGACAUAACAAUGUCUGGUCGGAGGCAACAUCAUCUGAAUCUGUUGAUUUGUUAUUGAAAUCGGUGGGAGAGGAUGAAAUGAUUAAUGAUAAAGCUGUCAUCAUGGACACGAGUGCUAAUGAUGAAUCUCAUGGUGUUGAUGAUCAGGAGGUUCUCUACGGCGGGAGGGGUGAUUCCCAUGAAUCAUCCAUGAUGGAUAUCCUACAUGCUGCUCCAGAAUUUGCACACGAUAAAUAUCAGAAAAAAUUACCAGGUACAGAUGAAGGCCAGUUGGAGUUGUUAUCUAAUAAUGCUCAUGGCUCAUUUCAACCAGCUGAAGGGGAAGAAUCAAGAAUUGCCAUUUACGUUGAACCUUCAAACAGAAACCAUAAUCCUGAUGAAAAGAUUGAUGUUGGUCAGUAUAAAUUAGUUGACAUUGUAACUUCUUUGUAUAAUGGUAUUGCAAAAUCAAAAGCGGAUGACAGUGAUUUGUGUGCAGUUCUAUAUGAAAAAGAUGUUUGUGAGGUGCUUUUGAAAACAGAAGUUCCAUCUAGUGAUGAGUCUGAUUCAUCUGUGGUGGAUGCCCGGAGUCUAGCAUCUAAUCAAGAUAAACUUGAUAUAGAAGCUGAAAAGUUGAACACUGGGUUGUUUGGCGUUGGGCAAGAUCAGAGUAAUAUCCGCGAUAGUUCCGCUUUCUUAUGUGAUCAUGUACAUAAAGAAAAAUCUUUGGUAAAACAUUGUGAUGACAAAACAAACCGUCAGUUGGCAUCCAAAUCAGAUGCUUUGGAGCUGCUGGAUACAAAUUGCAUUGAUUCUGUAUUUUCUGGGAAUUCUGGAUUGGUGAUGACUGUUCCAUGCGAAACAAAGUCUUUGAGUGGUAAUAGAGGGGCUAGUGAAAAAUCUUAUGCCAAAGAAGAGUGUAUGAGCCCAUUAGCAGUGGAACAAGUAGAAAGAAUUGGGAAUAAUUCUGUUAUCUUGCAGACAGUGCCUCAAUUAAAAGAAGGAUCUAGAAGUAUUGGUGACAGCUUGACAUCUGAUUCUGUGAAAGAUGAUGUCCAUGGUAUAAGAAUUCAGUUAAUGAAGAACUCUGCCAUGUCUUGUGAUGAUAGAGGAGGAAAACUUAAGACACACAUAGAUGCCAUUGAUAAUAAUCAAGAUCUACAAGGUGAGCUGGUAGAAAACAAAAAUGUUGAUAUUGCAAUUGCUACUCAGCUGCUAAUAGAAUCACCUGCUUCUAUUCAUGCUAAUUAUCAAACUCGAACUGAAAUUAAAGAAUGUGAAAGGAUGAGCACUAAUUCAUUGAGUUUCACCUGUGAGAAGCCUGGAUUGGUUGUUGAGGUUAACCAUGAUAAUGAUAUGGAUGUUGACAGACAGGAGGUGAAAUUACAUGAAAUUAAAGAUGCAACCCCUGAUGAAUCUUCUUUACCUGUUGCUGUGAUUGGCGAGUCUUGUCAACCAAUCACUGUGACUGACACGGACUCUAGGAUGUCACCUUCUACUUGCUGCAAAUCAAGUCUCUAUAAGGCAACCGUAUCGGUUACUGAUUUGAAGGAGGUUCAUAUUGAACAAGUUCAUGUUUCAGUUGGCAAGGAGACCACAAUCACAUACAUCAUUCCUAGUAAAAUUAGUUCAGACCCUGUCUCAAUAGUUAUGGAGAAGGCUCGAGACUUGCCUCCUGCAAUUCAGGAUACUGCUGAAGGUUUGCUCCUGAAAGGCUCUGAAAACAAAUUGUUAGAAGAAAAAAUAGAUUUUGAUCCGUUAUCUCCGCCGCUUGAGAAAUCUAGUUCUCUUCACUUGUUAACUCCCGAGCUUGCUACUAACAUUGAUUUGGCCGUUGGAAAGAGUGAAUUGCUGAUUCAAGUACUAUCUGCAUCAAAUGUAAUCGACUUUGAUAAUAAGGAUGUGAAGAUUACUGGAGCUACGGCCUCAUCAAGUUCAACUACUGAUUCAAUUAAAGAUAACGAGAGUGACUUGGGUUCAUUUUCUUAUCCAUUAAACAUGAGAGACACACCCUCAGAAAAAGUUUCCAAUGAUGCUCAGUUGGCUUCUCCGGUCAAACCAACCGAUUCUCAGCAGUCAAAAGGUUUUAACUGCGUUAAGGAUACUUCAACAGAUCACCUUGGAAAUGCUGUAGUGCAAGCUCCAUCUUUAGUGCGAAGUGUUGAUUUUACUCAACCUCAAAAUGAUAUUCUAUUUUUGGCAGGGAAUGGUGUUAGAAGUGGGAAAAUUCUGCCACUGGAGGGGAAUGCCGUUGCACACGGUUCUUUUCAAGAAGGAAAUGAUGACAUUCCUAAUUUAUUAGUAGUUUCCCAUGUUGGGAAUGAAGUGCCAGUUGCUUCAGAUAUUUUGUUGACCAGUCACAUGAAUAAUUCUCAAAUCUGCACUGGAAUUAUUUUUGAAUCCAAUUCAUCAGAAGCUCAAAUUGGCAAUUCAAGUUCAUCUGAACGUAACUGUGUUUUGCCAUUAGUUAUUAAUUGCAGAGGCUGUCAUCAAGACUAUUCAGAGCAUCAAGAACGGACCUCAAGCAACGUGGCAUUAGUAUCUUCUGAAAAAAAUGAGAUCAUCCGUAAGCUUCAUUGCAGCAGUAAAGGUUUGCAUGUUGAGGCUAGAAGCUCAACUCCCGAGGCUUCAACAUCAGAGGAUUUGGCUGGAGCACAUGCUGGCAGUGAACUAUCUUUUCUCAAUUUUAAGGCUAUUGAUAUACCUCAGAUACCGAAUGAGAAAUCUCAAGGACUUCUGGAAGAAAUGAAAGUUCUUGACAGUUCAAAGAAAAAUUCAAAUCUGGGAAAAUCUAAGAAUGCAUCCAGGCCUUCAAAUGGGAAGAAAACAGUCUCUAAAGGGAAAACCAAAAGAGAACCACAUGCUCUGAAGCAGUCUUCUGCGAUGAAUGUAAAAAGUUUUAGUUCUACAUGUAAAUCUAUUGGAACUUUAAACAAGGACAUUCCUUCAGUUGAGAUGCGUGAGCAGUCCCUAAAUGACCAUAGUUUAAAGACAUCCUCUGUGGGUUUUCAGACAUCUGUUAUUCCCGAUUUGAAUUCAUCUUCAUCCUCGACAUUAUUUCACCAGCCUUUCACCGAUCCACAGCAAGUGCAAUUACGUGCACAAAUCUUUGUUUAUGGAGCUCUCAUCUCAGGUAUGCCUCCAGAUGAAGCUUACAUGUUAUCUGCCUUUGGAGAUUCAGAUGGUGGGAGGAACUUGUGGGAGGGUUUAUGGCAUGCUUGGAUUUUAAGGUUUCAGAAUAGAAAAUCUCCUGUUGGCUGUUAUGAUACUCCAACACAAUCUAGGCCAGCAAUCUGGAUUCCUGAAAGACUUUUAAUAGGUAAUGAUGUUCAAAUCGAAGUCCCAAGCACUUCUGCCACAAGUGACAGCAUUAGCAUUUCCUCGGCUGCAUUUAAUUCCACGAUGCCAUUGCCAUCAUCUUUAAGGAGUUACUCGUACGGAAAUGAUGGACACCAUGCCAGUAUAUCACGAGGCACUUACCUGAACUUUAGUCAAUCUCCAUCUCCACUGCCCCAUCAAACUUCCGUAUCAAGGCAGCAUGUGGGUGCUAAUUCAUCUUUGCCAUCUCAGUCACCUCGCCCUGGACCAUGGUUUGUUUCAUCCCAGAUUGCACCACUUGAUGGCAUCAAACGAUAUUCCACAGUAUCUGUUCCUGAAACUGUUCAUGUAACACCUGUAAGGGAUUCAUGCAGGCCUCAUAGGUCUACAGUAGAGGUUAUCCCGCUGAGUAUUUUGAUGUCUAUUCCAGAUACAUCCAUCACAAAUACUGCAGAUUUACGGAAGGAAACAUCAAAAAGGGCAGCAGCUAGUGGAAACAGUAAGUAUAACCAGACCACUCAAAAGGCUAGAAAGAGACAAAAGAGCGAGUCAGCAGAGGGGACGAGUUUGCCAGCUUCUCGAACUUUACCUGAGUCUGUUUCUGCUGUCAGCGAUGUUAGAAGUCUUCCAUUGUCUUCUACAAACACGCAUGGUUCUUCUAAUUCACAACUAAAUGUUGCUAGUCCUACCCCUGCUUUGAUAAGUGCACCUCACAUUGUUUCUGCUACUCAUUAUCAGAUAAUCGAUGCUAAUAAUCAACAGAAAGCAAUCUUAUCCGAAGAAACUUGCAGCAAAAUUGAGCUGGCUAGGCAUCAAGCUGAAGAUGCUGCUGCUCUUGCUGCUACUACCGUCAAGCAUAGUCAAGACAUAUGGAGUCAGCUACUUUCUCAGAAUAAUUUUGGAUUUGUUUCACUGAAUGAAGAAAAACUUGCUUCUGCAGCUAUUGUUGCUGCUGUGGCUUCAUCUGUUGCAAAGGCGGCGGCUGCUGCUGCUAAUGUUGCAGUUGGGGCCGCUUUGCAGGCCAAAUUAAUGGCAGAUGAAGCUGUAAGUGUAGCAAAAGAUGGUAACACUGUUUUAAAUUCAGACUCUGGCGUUCUUGAUGUUGGUAAGAAAUUAGUGGGAAUAUCUCCUGUUUCAAUUCUGAAAGGAAUGGACCAGAUCCAUGGAUUUGGCAUUAUUUCUGCUGCAAGUGAGGUUACCAGAAGGCAGGUUGAUUCAGCAUCUGGUGCCACAAAGAGGGCAGAGAACAUGGAUGCUAUUGUGAAAGCUGCAGAGUUGGCUGCAGAAGCUGUUGCCCAAGCGGGAACAAUCAUUACAAUGGGGGAUCCAUUACCAUUUACAUUGAGCCAAUUGGCAGAUGCCGGGCCUGAAGGUUUCUGGAGAGGACAUGAUGGUUCAUUCAUGAAGUUUUUUAAAUCUAGAAUCACACAUGGAGCAGAGAAUUUAGGAUUGGUUAGUGCUAAAGAGUAUGAUGGAUCACCUAAGCAAUUGGACGGUCAGUUUUCAAAAGAUGAAGACACUCAGAAGGCUAUUGAUGAAGGCGGGUUAUCUUCUUUGAAUGAAUAUCACGAGCAGUUUGAGCCUAGAACCCAAGGAACUUUUCCCAUUUCUGGACUUCAAAGGGUUCAUUCUGCUUCGAGUAUAAAAAAGGGUUCGGUGGUUGAGGUUAUGUCUGAUGAAGAUGGUCGGAAAGGAGCCUGGUUUUCAGCCCAAGUACUUGACAUUAAUGAUAACAAGGCAUAUGUCUGUUACGAUGAUGUGUCAACUACUGAAGGCUGGCUAAAAGAAUGGAUUUUGCUUGAAGAGGGAGAUAAGGCUCCCAGAAUUCGGACAUCUCAUUCCACAGCAUUUGUGAAGUAUGAAGGCACAAGGAAACGACGUAGAGAGCACCUAGGAAGCUAUAUAUGGGAAAUUGGAGACCAUGUUGAUGCUUGGAUACGUGACAGUUGGUGGGAAGGGACAGUCAUUGAAAAGAUUCCAGGAGAUGAGACGAAGCUGACCGUGCAUUUUGCAGCUAGGGGUGAUAAUCGGGUUGUUCAUACUUGGAAUCUUCGUCCAUCUCGUGUCUGGAAGGAUGGACAAUGGAUGGAAUGGUCUCAUGCAAAGGGAAAGCCAAUUAAACCACCCGAGGGUGAUACUCCCACUGAGAAACGGCAAAGAUUAGGAAGAUCUGAAGAAAACAUUCAUUCGGAAGUUGAUGUUGCCAAGAUGGAUAAGCUUUCCAGGAGCACAAUCAUUGAAGAGUCCAGGAAACCUGAUGAUUCAGAAUUGCAUGUUUUAUCUGCUAAGGAUAGAAACUUUUCCAUUGGAAAGAAUUCAAGAGCUGAGGUUAUUUCUGAUGCACUUAAACCAAAACGGACUGGCUUGCAGAAAGAAGGGUCGAAGGUGGUUUUUGGAGUUCCAAGACCUGGAAAGAAGAGAAAGUUUAUGGAAGUUAGCAAACAUUAUGUUGUUAACAAGUCUGAGAAAGUUAGUGAAGGUAAUGAUUCCAUUAAAUUUGCAAAAUAUUUGAUGCCGCAGGUAUCUCGCCAAUCGAGGAGUACUUCAAAAGUUGAUAAUAAAGGAAAGAAUGCUGUUGUAAUCAAGACUAGAGGUGAUUUCAAAGCUGAAAAUUCUCGGACCUUUCAAACUGGAAGUCUAUCUGAGAAGGACAAGGCAUCACUUUCCUUAUCAAAUGAGGAUGUCGUUCCUGUGCAUGAUAAAGAUGUCAUAUCCUGUUUCACAGGCAGUAAUAAUUGCGUAGACAAUAUAAAUGCAUUCAAAUUCAGUUCUUUUCCAAGCCAAGCUGUAAAAACUGAUGUUUCAGCUGUAGUACCCGAGGAUUCUGAGCAGUCUGCGCCCGUUCCUUCUUUCAAAAAAAGGAAAAAUUCAAGAUCUAAGAUGGAUUUAACUGAGAAACUAAAAUUUUCUAUGGAUGGAGCAUCCAACGUUGGGGAUAAAGGUUCUGGAAAUCAUGGAAAGGCAACAUAUGAAGUUAUGGAACCCCGCAGAUCCAACCGUAGGAUUCAGCCAACGUCAAGGCUUCUCGAGGGCCUUCAAAGCUCUCUAGUAAUUUCAAAGAUUAUAAAUGUUUCUCAUGAGAGAAAGCCUAGUAGAGGUGGAUCAACCUCAAAAGGACACAAGCUUGUUUGAAAAGGAGGCUUGCUCUAGGAGAUAUUGUCAGAACUACUGUAUAUACAAAUAACAAGGUUUAUCCAUGUAAGGCUCUGUACAUUAUUAUAGUUUGUUUUAGAAGUGAGUCAUGAAGCUGUCUUCCGAAAUGAUCCAUUGUAAAAUGCACCAGUUAAAGGUUAUUUAUGCUCGUCUUUUUUCAAA
Phalaenopsis equestris is the source of this 7250-nucleotide messenger RNA. RefSeq lists its product as uncharacterized. The transcript is spliced from 18 exons. The record is from RefSeq and is a predicted model, not a curated record. Lineage: Eukaryota; Viridiplantae; Streptophyta; Magnoliopsida; Asparagales; Orchidaceae. The coding region runs from base 393 to 7067 and encodes 2224 amino acids.